Geodia barretti is the source of this 1137-nucleotide messenger RNA. Lineage: Eukaryota; Metazoa; Porifera; Demospongiae; Tetractinellida; Geodiidae. The record is from the annotation of a GenBank genome assembly.
AUGCUGGAAUACAUCAUCCAAUCAUUCGCAUUCGGCAAGAAGCCGCAAGGUUUCCCGUCAAUGCAAUCCCCAUCAUCUGACAUUAAAGUGAAAGUUGUCGGAGUCGGUGGAGCCGGCGGCAACGCCGUGUCCCGCAUGGUCACAAACGGACUCACACAGGUUGACGCCCUCGUUCUCAACACGGACAUUCAGGCACUCGCGCAUCUCAAGUCGAUACCUUCAUACGCCAUCGGCCCCGACACCGUAAACGGCAUGGGCUCCGGCGGACGCCCCGAAGUCGGCCGUCGCGCCGUAAAGGAGAGCCAAGAACAUAUAGGCGAGCUCCUCGAAGGCUCGGACAUGGUCUUUAUAGCCGCGGGGAUGGGCGGCGGCACCGGAACCGGCGCAUCCGCGACAGUCGCCGACAUCGCUCGCAAAAAGGGGGCGCUCACCGUCGGCGUGGUCACACUGCCUUUCUCGUUUGAAGGCUCGCGCCGCCGUGAAGUUGCAGAACAGGGCCUCCGCAGCCUCAAGCAAAAGGUGGACACGCUCAUAGUUGUGGAGAACGACAGGCUGCUCCCCUCGCUCAAAGGCACAGUAACGCUUGAACGAGCGUUUGACGCCGCUGACGAUGUGUUGCGUCAGGGCGUGAAGGGAAUCUCCGACAUCAUAACCGUGCCGGGCAUGAUUAACGUGGACUUCGCCGAUGUACGCUCAGUUAUGGGCAACGGCGGAGCGGCGUUUAUGGCAUACGGUGAGGGCAAAGGCAAGUGGGCUGCCAUAGAAGCGGCGCGUUCCGCACUCGCAAACCCGCUCUUCAACGCGCCAUUAGAGGGCGCGACCGGAAUCCUUUUCAAUGUCACAGGCGGCAAGGACCUCACGCUCGGUCAGGUGCAUGAAGUAGCAGAGAUUGUUCGUAAGGCGGCGAAUUCGGACGCUAACGUAAUCUUCGGCGUCGUUCAGGAACGCCGGAUGAAAAAGCGCGUCGGUAUCACCCUCAUAGGCACGGGCGUCGGCAGCGGCCAACAAGCGGCGGUUGCAAAGGAAAGUGAGAGCAGCAUCUCCCUGUCGGACGCAGAAAUCAGCAGGCUUAUGGGCGGCGCCAACAGGAAUGGCCAUUCACAUGAGACACUGGCGCAGACAGGCAAACUUCUGUAA